Molecule: messenger RNA, 1395 nt
Organism: Fusarium odoratissimum NRRL 54006
Lineage: Eukaryota; Fungi; Ascomycota; Sordariomycetes; Hypocreales; Nectriaceae
Exons: 1
Coding region: 1-1395 (464 amino acids)
Source: RefSeq, a predicted model, not a curated record
AUGGCGAACCCAUCUUUCACCCAUCUUUUCUCUUUCCCUGAAGAGAUCAUCGAUAUAGUAUGCCAGCAGCUCUGUCCCCACUGCAGCGAGAGAGCUUCUCCUCGACACUUCUUUCGCUACGAAGAGCCGAAACCGACUCAUGACAGAAAGUGUCUAUUGGCCUUAUCUCUGACAUGCAAGGAACUGAGGCAUAUAUCGCAACCGCACUUGUAUCAUCGACCGAUGGGACACGAUUUCUUUGGUUUCAUCGACACCAUUGCUGGAACACCCGCUCUUGGUCGGCAUGUCAAGGAGCUCUGCCUGAACGAGCACAUGAUCCGGCGUUUUCUUCUUCAAUAUGCUGACCAAGCUAAAUUUCUUGCGCAGUGCAAUAAACGGUACCGCACUCAUCUAUGCGAAGCUGCCCAGAGAAACCCAAUGGCUCCGGUUGACAGAUUCGGAAAUGCAACGGGCUAUUUCGGAGAAAGGAGGCAAAUAGUUGGGACUGCCAUCAAUUGCCUCAUGUCUGUUGCUAUCUCUUUAACACCAAUGCUCAACAAGCUCGAGAUUCAUGUCGAGUCAGACUGGAAAUUCUCGUCGAUCCCGUCUGGAUGUCUUCCGAAUUUGAAGAAACUUACUAUAACCGUGUCAUGGAGUUUCCCGACUGACGACCUUGACGGUCUGGCUGGCCUACUGGACGCAGCACCUCGACUGGAAAGAAUCGAACUGGUCAACUUGGAAGUACGGGAUGCGACAAAAAAGCCGAAGACGAGCUUUUGCCACGACACUGUCAAUGAAAUUACACUGAGAUCAUGCAUGCUUCACAUCAGUCAGCUGGAGGCCAUCAUGCGUGGCUUCCCAAAACUACAAACUUUCCGGAUCGGUGCACCAAAUCAUUGUCAACGCGCUGAUACCCGAAGUCAAGACACAGCUCUCCUGUACCGAAUUGAGGAUCUUUUGAUGCUGAGAAGCGACACGCUCAAACACCUUACACUCCACUUUCCUGGCAUUCACCUCGAUCACCCAGGUGAAAUAGUGCUCCAAGAUCUCUCAGGAAUGAAAGUCCUUGAGACGCUGUACAUCGACAGCGGCAUGCUGCAUCGCCGAUGGCAGGGCCAUCGGCCUGGACGAAGGAUUUGCCAAUUGCUUCCAACAUCCAUUAAGGAGUUCGGUCUAAUGGGGAGCGCAUAUCCGCUGGUACAUGACGAGGUUUUGGAGUCAAUCAACAUCUCGGCCUCGGUAUUUCCUCUCCUGAAAAAGGUAGUUGUUGCGGAGUUUGGGAAAAAAUGGCUAGUUGAUGGGGAUAAAUGGGAACGGAUGUUUACCUCGGCUUGUGAAGCUCACAACCUAGAACUUUCGUCGGAAGUACCUCGAAGCUCACAGGGUUUGGCGCUCCCGGGGCCGUAUAGGGAUUAA